Scylla paramamosain (green mud crab) is the source of this 3844-nucleotide messenger RNA. RefSeq names its product hemicentin-2-like. The coding region runs from base 158 to 1261 and encodes 367 amino acids. The record is from RefSeq and is a predicted model, not a curated record. Gene Ontology annotation, molecular function: protein binding. Lineage: Eukaryota; Metazoa; Arthropoda; Malacostraca; Decapoda; Portunidae. The transcript has 5 exons.
GCCCCGGACAGCGUGAGGGACUGCGUGCUCACUAACCAAUCCGCUGGCUCCCUACACAUCACCUGCCAAGGCCGGGGCGGAUGGCGGCCUCACGCAGACCUUCAGGGCGGAGGUGUACACUGGAGGAUCCAGCAAGCCUGUGCGAGUGUUGGAGGGCAUGUCACCAGUGUUCACUCUCGAGGGUCUGGCUCCGGGCGGCGACUAUGUGGUCACUUUAACUGCCAUCAACCGCAAGGGCACCUCCCCACCCGUCUCCCUCGAGGCCUUCACGCUAAAGGUCGCCGAGAAUAGAAUGAUCUCCUCCUCGCCCGCCGUGGCAGUCUCCGGGGUGUCCAGCAGCCAGCCGGAGCCGGAAGAGGUGGAGGGCGGCGCUGUGUCUCCGCUCCUGGGCGUGUUCCUGGGCGUAGUGGGGGCGCUGCUGCUCCUCGCCGCCGCCGCCAUCUUCAUCACACGGCGACACUGCUCCCGCAACCCUGGCAGGACUCCAGACUUAGUGGCGGGACAAGAGCUGGAGGUGAAGGGCGGCGCGGGCGAGGCCACCGCGACCAAGGGAGAGGUGGUGGAGAACCCGGACCUGACGGAGGCAGACCCUUUCCUGGCCACGUCUGAGGGCAGCACAGGAACGGCCUCCACCCCGGCCAGCGCUGGGGCAGGGGCGGCUGUGUUCACUAUCCCCGCGCACAUUCCUCCCCCGCCCCAGUACUGCUCAGCUUCCUGUAACGACUUAUCGCCCACCCAGCACGCUCUGCAGCACUCAGCAGGCCCCCAGCACCAUGUCCCCUGCACUAUGGAUAGUCAGCACACGGUUUCCCGCCCCACGCCCACCACUCAGCACCCAAUGCACCACUCUCAAGGGCCUCAGCAGACCCUUCAACGAUCCUCUCCCUUGCAGCACUGUCUCCAGCGCUCCUCCUCUCUGGAACAGUGUGCGGGACAGACCUGCGUGAUGCGCGGCUCACCCCCACUGCGGUCCCAGCAGCAGCACCACGGCACCCCGGCGGCCAUUUCCAUGCAACACCCCGCAGCACGCCCGCAGAUCAUCUACACCACGGGCACGGACGUGGCCCUGCAGGGGCCGCAUCACCCGGCCGCCAUCCACUACGUGCAGCCUCACGCGGGCCUGGUGGGGGACACCCAGCUGCCGGCAGGACACCACAUGGGCCUGGGCCUGGUGGCCAGCCACUUAGGGGGAGGGGCGCCACCCCAGCAGAGGACCCUAGUGACCCAAGGGAGUAUAGAACACCCCCAGAGCCCCCGGUAACGCACUCCAGCCCCAAGAGUAGGGCCAAGCACGUGACUUGGACAGGCGGACCCACUCACGGCGAGGAGAGUGCUGUGUAGCACGUGUAGCCUCGCACGGCGCGGCCCCGCGACCUUCGCGUGCUCUGUCUCACUUCAGGAAAUCAGGUUCAAUUCAAUAUUAGCGACUCGUGUCAGAAAGGCACGCGAGACCGAACUUAUAUUUUCUCUCUUCCUUCCUGCUCUCGCUGUGGAAAUGGAAAACUACCACACCACCUUACUUAUCAUACUUAUUACUACACUCAUACACGUAUUAGGAAUACACUACACCACCAUACUUAUGACUACAUGGGUAGACUUGGUACUACUAAAACUUAGUGUACACACACACACACACACACACACACACACACACACACACACACACACACACACACACACACACACACACAUACACACACACACACACACACACAAACACACACACGUAUAAACGUAGUUCAUUCAUUCUUUGAUAUUUGCACAAUCAGCACUUUUAGAGAGAGAGAGAGAGAGAGAGAGAGAGAGAGAGAGAGAGAGAGAGAGAGAGAGAGAGAGAGAGAGAGAGAGAGAGAGAGAGAGAGAGAGAGAGAGAGAGAGAGAGAGAGAGAGAACAUUUUGAUUUAUACAACACAUUUUAGACUGUUAGCUGCCACACAUAAGGGGCAGAACCAUCAUUACUAUUAUACAUACAGACGGUGACUACAUAGGACGUAAGGCAAACAAAGCAACAGUAAGGCUCCGUAGCAAUACAAACGAGUUAACAAGACAAUUAACAAACACACCACCAGGUAUCACUAGUUCACUCCUCGCCGGGACGCACCUGUUGCUUACCUCACCACCUUAAUUAACCCGACACUCCGACAUCCUUUUUGUAGACUGUACAUAAACUUCUUCCUCUCUCCUUACGGUCUUACACGGUUUUGUGUGGACGCCUCUUCAGUCACUAUUCAGGCUUAGGAAAAUGUGGAGGAAGUAGUCAGCCUCAAUUAUAAGGACAAAAUUGUGUUCAUUUGUUUUCCUUCUCUCGUCUUCCUUUCCUUUCCCUUUUUUACUUUUUUUCAUCUAUCUUCAGACUACAAAUUUAUUCUUUCAGUAAUUCUCCUUUGUAUCUUCAGCGUCCUUCCUCUCACUCACUUUUCUUUCUUCUUUCACCUAUGACAUAUUAGUAUAACAUGAACACCAUUACAAAACAAACAAGUAAGCAAGAGUCAACUGAGGAGGGGGAAAAAAAAAGUCUCUCUCUCUCUCUCUCUCUCUCUCUCUCUCUCUCUCUCUCUCUCUCUCUCUCUCUCUCUCUCUCUCUCUCUCUCUCUCUCUCUCUCUCUCUCUCUCUCUCUCUCUCUCUCUCUCUCUCUCUCUCUCUCUCUCACAUUAACAGAUACUUCAGCUUGAACACGACUGACAGAGGGAAGAGGAAGACAGUUAAGGGCGGAAUGAAGUGUACUGAAGAGACAGGAAGAGGAAUGCUGCGAGGGAGGAUCUUGCAGAGGGCUCUGAGGGAAAGGAAGGGAAGGGAAGGUAAGGGCAAGGGACGAGGAUGCAGUAUUGAUGAAAAAAGGGAGUAAGUAAAAAGUGAAAGUGUAUACAACUGGAAGGGAAGAGGAGCGAAGGAGGGAGGGAGUUACUAGGGUGGUGAGUAAAAAAAGAAUGUCACAAGGGGUGAAGUAUUAUAGAGUAAAAGAAUGGUGUGCGUGUGUGUGUGUUAAAUGGGGAGAACAAUGAAAGGGUUGAGUUUGUGUGGUGGAAAAAUGGCGAGAGAUAUAUGUGUGUAUGAGAAUAAGAGGCAGAGUGAGAGGAUAAAGCUGAAAAAAAAAAUUGAUGUGAAACCGAAAAAAAUGUCUGUAUAGAGAACUUACUAAAAGCUAACUGUAUCACUUAUAAAACAACCUAAACCCAGUUUGCAUAUUUUCUUAAUUGAAAUCAAAACGCAUGUAAAUAGUCAGCGCAAACCUUGACGGCAUUUUUUCCAUGUUAUUCCUACGAGAAAUAUACGAUAGAUGAUGAAAACACCGGAAAUAGAAGAUUCGUUGUGCAUGAGAGAGAGAGAGAGAGAGAGAGAGAGAGAGAGAGAGAGAGAGAGAGAGAGAGAGAGAGAGAGAGAGAGAGAGAGAGAGAGUAGUGAUCAAUUACUGAAAUCUUUUAGGAUUUAAACUUUAAUAACCAGAGCGAAGUUAUAUUGCAAUUUUAAAAUAUUUUGCUCCAUCAGAAACAUCUACAUUUCAUUCUAAUUUGCUGGAAAUAGCAGAUCUCUCCUAGUACUGUCUUUAUGAGCCCAUUUAAUCGAAAUUUCUUCCUCCUCUCUUUUUGUCUUUUUAUCAUGCGAAUAUAUUGCACUGCGACUGACUGAUCUCCAUCGUCACCCCGGUUUUCGAAAACAUGAAACAAAAUCAAAUUGCUCUCUGAGAAUGGAAAAGGUUCAAAACACAGAUUUCACAUUGGUGUUACAUAGAGGAAAGAAUUGGAGAGAGAGAGAGAGAGAGAGAGAGAGAGAGAGAGAGAGAGAGAGAGAGAGAGAGAGAGAGAGAGAGAGAGAGAGAGAGAGAGAGAGAGAGAGAGAGAGAGA